Aphanomyces invadans is the source of this 243-nucleotide messenger RNA. RefSeq lists its product as hypothetical. The transcript is spliced from 4 exons. Lineage: Eukaryota; Oomycota; Saprolegniomycetes; Saprolegniales; Verrucalvaceae. Bases 1 to 243 code for a protein of 80 amino acids. The record is from RefSeq and is a predicted model, not a curated record.
AUGGACGGAGCGUUCGCAGGGAAAUUGGCGCUGGAUGCGAAGGCGUUGGAUGCAGACAUCCAGAGCAUCAAGGUGGCGCUGGCGGAACUCGACUCCAUGAAGCCUCGUAGACAAGCGUACCUUCAGCGGGGUAAUUUGUUCUUUUUGACCAAGCCGGAGAUAGCUACACGUGCUAAAGAAGACGAGCUCGAGGCCAAGCAAGCCAAACGUCGUGAGGUCGGUCUCAAACGAGCGCAAUUGUAA